CGAAGGCGCCAACGGAUUGCCGUGCACGUCGCACGUUGCACCACGACCGGGGGAGAGGGGGAUGUGGGUCAAUCGGGCCCUUACACACCCGACGCGAAGUUGGCCGUAGCAUUUUGAAUCGAUGAUCGAUGUGCGCGUCGCUCGCGCGGCGCCUGCGUCCAGCUGUCGCCUGCCAGCACUUGUCGGACUGUUGUCUCGCGAGGGCGGCCCGUGCGUGAUCCGCGCCUUGUCCUGAGCGUCGUCGGGGGAAAAAUGAUGACCUCGUCGGAAACGUCGGAGGUGGCGAACCCGGUAGGCGAGAAGGGCGCCGAGGACUCGGCGAUCCUGGAGGUGAGCUCCAUGGCGGUGGGCGGGAUCGUCAAGCAGGAGAGCCGCGACGCCGACUACCUGUCCAACUGCAGCACCUCCAUCGAGGGAUCCGUGGUCGCGUCUCCUUCCAUCGAUAGCUUCUCCACUCUGCCGGACCAGGAGAUAUCGGACUUCCAGACGGACUCGCGAGAUCUGCAAGUAAAAGUGGACAAUCCGCAGAAACAUCUGGAAACUCUCGAGACGUAUAUCACAUUCCGCAUAACGACCAGAACGACGCGUCCGGAGUUCGAGGAAGGGGAGUACGUGGUUCGCAGGCGAUACAACGACUUCAUUUGGCUGCGCCAGAAAUUGGUGGACGUCUAUCCGACACACAUUAUACCACCAAUGCCAGGCAAGCACACGCUGCUCGCCCAACUGGAUCGUUAUUCCAAGGAAUUUAUCAUAGCGCGCAUGAAGCUUUUACAUAUAUUCCUCAACAGAGUGGUGAACCAUCCUAUUCUCAGUUGCGACAAGAAUCUCCAUAUUUUUCUCACGACGAAACCUUCGGAGUUUCUUGUUCAUCGGAAAAAUCGCGGGAACGUCCUCGGAAAAGUGACCGACUCCUUGCAAAAUAUAGCGAGUACUUAUACGAUGAAGCAGCGUCACCUGGAGUUCGAGCAGAUCCGAGACUAUUGUACAGCGUUGGGCGAAAAGUUGUCGGCCAUAGAUAAGAUCAAUCAUCGCAUACACAAAGAGAGACAAGAUUACUUGUUGGAGCUUCAUCAACUGCAUCCCAUAUUCACGCUGUGGGCAACGUCGGAACCGGAACUCGCGCCCAUUUUAUUGGCGAUCGCUAAGGCGGUAGAAGCGAACGCAAUGGCUCAUCAGAAACUUCUGGAGAACGUUCCUAACGACGAACGCGAGUACGUUUCAUACAUCGAGGCGGUCAAGAACGCAUUGUCCCGGCGCGACUCGAUGCAGAUCGAAUACGAGUUAACGGUCGACGUAUUGGCGAAGAGAAGAUUGGAAAAGGAUCAGUUGGUAGGAAACACGAGCUACACGAUUCCCGCGCAAGGCUGGGGCGGAUCUUUAUGGAAGGCGGAGUCACGCGAUGAGAAAUUGGAGAGACUCGGCCAGACCAUCCCGCGAUUAGCCAAGCAAGCGGAGAUACUGCAGGAUCGCGUGGAGUGCGCGAACGAGAAUCUACGAAGCGACUUCCAGAGGUGGAACGUGGAGAAGCAGCAGGAUCUGAAGAAUAUGCUGAUCACGAUGGCGGACCGACAUAUCAGACACUAUCAGCAGUGCAUGAACGCGUGGGAGGACAUUCUCACCGGCCUCAAGUUGGACGGAAUCGGAUCCGACGUAAACGUAGGGCCGCCCGUUAAGAUACCCGUUUGAACCGCUAGUCUCUUCGCCACUCAAAAGGAUACAUAGAAUAAAUAUUCGUUUAAAAUACGAGUAUAAUACACGAGUUAACAAAAGUCUCUAUUAAAUAACGACACAAAGUUUAUUACAAUCUAAAAAAAAAACUGAUAUAUCAUCAGCUUCGAUAUCAUUGCUUUUGAAACUGAGUCGUCGCUUCGAAAUCUCGAAAAAAAGAUUGUGCGAUAUUUGCGAACCGGAAACUAACGCAUUUUAAUGACGAGAGCUGCAUUUAAUGUAUAAUACGCCAAUAUCAAAAUUCUAUUUCCGGAGAAUUCGCCUUUACGAUACAAUAAUCUUGUGAUAAUGUGAAAAAUUAAGUAUAACGCAUUUGGUCCUACACGCGGGACAAAUCUCGGUGUACGUCAUGUACACAAGGGAAAAUUUUCCGACGUUCUUCUCUUCGUUAGAGAUUUAGAUCAUCAAAUUAAUUUUGGGGACCAAAGUAUAUCGAGGCAGUUAUCGCCAUUCCCUUUUCUCUUUCUUACUUUGAAUCACAUUACAAUACAUUUAUUGACAAUCAGUUUAGUCACCUAUAUCUACUAGUUACCAAAGUACAGUAGUUACCAUGAUAGCGUAGAUAGCGUCAAUGUAUAGUAUACAGCACUGGUAAAUUUUACAAAUUGGAGCAAAAACGCUUUGCGAGAACUUCGUUGUAUCGUUAAUUAGUACCUUUAGUCUAUGCUUCUAAGUUAUGAACAAGUCGCACCGCACUGAAUCGAUUCCACUUAGUAAAACGUGGAAACAAAAAGACGUAGCGAGAGUCCUAUAUGGCUUACACAUUCCGUGUAUCCGUUAUUUAUGCUCGAAAAGGAAGAUACUCUUUGCUGCUAACAGUGUCGACUAUUAACAAUGCGGAGUAUAUUUCUAUACAUUAUACGCCGCGACUCGGCGAGUUGGCAAAAAUGGCGGAGUUUGUAUUAAUAAAUAAAUUAUUGUUUGCAAUUAA
Molecule: messenger RNA, 2659 nt
Organism: Vollenhovia emeryi
Lineage: Eukaryota; Metazoa; Arthropoda; Insecta; Hymenoptera; Formicidae
Product: sorting nexin-7-like
Exons: 7
Coding region: 253-1686 (477 amino acids)
Molecular function (GO): phosphatidylinositol binding
Source: RefSeq, a predicted model, not a curated record